AUGCCUAGAUUCCUUUGUGUUUGUCCUGAUCACCCGGACAUUCUCGACAAACGUUUGGCGGUUCGUCCUCAACAUUUAGUACGUGCCAAACCGGAUUUGGAGAAUGGUACUCAAGUCUACGCAGGUGCUAUCCUUCCUAAACCAGACACCGAAGCUCGUACUAGACCUCUUCCCGAAGGAGUCCCAAGGAUCGCCGGUAGUCUCAUGGUUUACAUCUUCCCUACUCUCGAAGAUUGUUGGGCAAGGGUCAAAGAAGAUGUCUAUUGGAAACAUGAUAUUUGGGAUAAGAGCAAGAUUAUCGUCGAAGAGUUGAUUGAUUAG
Tremella mesenterica DSM 1558 is the source of this 321-nucleotide messenger RNA. RefSeq lists its product as uncharacterized. The record is from RefSeq and is a predicted model, not a curated record. Bases 1 to 321 code for a protein of 106 amino acids. Lineage: Eukaryota; Fungi; Basidiomycota; Tremellomycetes; Tremellales; Tremellaceae. The transcript is spliced from 2 exons.